ACACAUGUUUGAAUCGUUUUUAAAGAGAUAGUAAACAUUUUACUGAGUCAUGAUUUAAAAAAAUGGGUAAUUGAUUCAAUACGGCGAGAAUAUCGCAAAUGAUUUGUUGACAACUGGCAAUAUUGAAUCAAUUAACAUAACAAAUUGGAGGCAUCAUGAGGAGAUAUAUGCUCGCAAUUGGGAGAGUAGACAGAUUCCUUAGUGUUUCGUGAAAUGAUUUUCAUUGUUUGGGUUUGAGAACAUUCGUCAUUGAUUGAGAAAUGAUGAGUCCAAAUGCGCAUUCACAACAUCGAGCAUGUAUGCUGUCACAAAAUUUAGUAUUUGACAACCAAUAAGAUCAUUUCUCAACAAAAGCGUUUAAUGGAAAACUGCGCGUCCAGGCCAUUGUCUACAUGUUCUUGAUAGUUUAAUUGAUCUUGAUAGUUUAAGCGUGAUAUUUCAAAGCUAUCGACCGUAUAAAUUAAUUAAUUUAGCCCAUCAAAACAAACAUUGGCUUCAACCAAUGGCACAAAAAAUGAGAUAUAAAAACUUCGUCAAGAUUCAUUCAACUUUCAGUUUAUAUCGUUACGUCUUAAGUGGACACGCGGAACUGUGAAAUGAAACUCAUGUUGAUUUAUAUUGCGUUUUGUCAUUGAUGUUCAGUGCGUUUUGAUUUUUAACGAUAAAUUUUUUUUUUUUCAUUGAAAUAAGUAAUAAUUUGCUUGGAAUUAUGGCUAGCACACUGUCACUUUCUUCAUUGACGAGCAUAAAUGUUAUGGCCGAUUUAAUGUCGUCAUCAACUAGUGUGAAUGUUAUUGGAUUGAGUGGAAAAAGUCUCAAUGUACAAAAGUUCGGUCUCUUCAACUAUGUUAUGAUUUUUCUGAGUGGAUUAAUCUUGAAUGCGGUGUUUAUGGAAACAUGUGGAAUGGCCUUUGUGAUUCCCGUUUCACAAUGUGACAUGGAAUUGAGUACGAGUGAAAAGGGGAUUUUGGGUGCCGUUUCAUUCGUUGGCAUAAUUUGUUCGUCACAUUUAUGGGGCUUUUUGGCGGAUACCAAAGGCCGUCGCUGCGUCAUUCAACCCACUCUAUUCGUAGCGUUCCUUUUGUCUGUAACCUCUUCAUUCGUUCAGAACUUUUAUCUUUUUGUUGCACUGCGAUUUCUCAAUGGGUUUUUCAUCUCCGGUUCGUCGGCAACAAUUUUUGCGUAUUUGGGUGAAUUCCAUAACAACGCACAACGAGGUCGUGCCAUAAUGGGAUCGGCGGUAAUCUACGGUAUUUCAUGUCUAUUGUUGCCAUUGAUCGCAUGGUUUGUCAUCAAUCAAGAUUGGCAAUUUUACGUGCCUCUCAUCGAUAUCACAUACAAACCGUGGCGUUUUUUCCUUGUUGUCUGCGGUAUUCCCGGAUUCCUUGCGUCGAUGAUUCUAUUAUUCAUGCCAGAGAGUCCGAAAUUCGUUCUCGGCCAGGGUAACGAAGUGGAAGCCUAUAAAGUUUUGCAAACAAUGAACCGAUGGAAUAACGGCAAGAAAAACGAACUCGAAUCAUUCGAAAUUUAUGAAGAGGCUGAAUCAAUCGAAAAUCGACGUCGUAUUACGGACUGCAAGAACAGUCGAUUCCCAUUGUUGAAAUCAGUUUGGAUACAAACCGCCCCAUUGUUCAAAGCUCCACAUCUGCCAUCUACUCUUUUGAUUUGCACUAUUCAAUUCGGAAUUUUUGCUACGAGCAACGGAUUUUACAUGUUCUUCGCCGAAAUCUUCAACAGAAUGGCAACCAAUUUAGGCAGUUUUACUGAACAACGAAUGGCCAUGUGCGACAUUAUCAACAUGAAACCGGCUAACAUGAGUGCAAUCCUCAAUGAACAUGAUAAUGCGAAAUGUAUCACAAAACUUGAGUUGACGACGCUGGAACAAGGAGUCGUCUUGGAAGUUUUGUUUGCCUCAGGUUUUGCGGUCAUCGGACUGAUCAUUAAUAAAGUUGGCAAAUUCCCCAUUUUAUUUGUCAUUUUGAUAAUCAGUGGAUCGGGCGGAAUUCUUUGCAUGAGUAUUGAUAUUCCAGUAGUACAAAAAUACUCUUUUAUUGCAUUGAUGUGUGCGGGCAUUGCAGUGAACAUUGUCAAUUCGGCUACCGUUGAACUAUAUCCAACCGCUUUGAGAGCAAUGGCAAUCUGCAUUUCAUUAAUGUUCGGACGUUUGGGUAGUGUAUUUGGUUCAAAUCUAACCGCCCUUCUGUUGGACAAUAAUUGUGAGACUGCUUUCUAUUUGUCAGGCGUGAGCGUCAUAGUUGUGGCUGUGCUAACGUACUUUAUUCCAAAUAUUCACCAGAAAGCUGACGAUCAAAAGUCAAUCAUACUAAACCAACCACGUCUUAGCAUCACAUCUUUCGACUAGACUGGUAUAAAUGACACAAAUUUAGGAAUUAAGAAUUAAAAUCUCCACUGUGAAUCUUUCAAAUGUAAAUUUCCUAAAUUUUAAUUAUAGAAUAUUUCUAUUAGAACGAACGCAAACAAAAUAUAAAAAUCAAUCAAUA
This is a messenger RNA of Sitodiplosis mosellana (orange wheat blossom midge), 2501 nucleotides long. RefSeq names its product synaptic vesicle glycoprotein 2B-like. Gene Ontology annotation, cellular component: membrane. Gene Ontology annotation, molecular function: transmembrane transporter activity. The transcript is spliced from 7 exons. The record is from RefSeq and is a predicted model, not a curated record. Bases 710 to 2362 code for a protein of 550 amino acids. Gene Ontology annotation, biological process: transmembrane transport. NCBI's taxonomy places the organism in Eukaryota, Metazoa, Arthropoda, Insecta, Diptera, Cecidomyiidae.